GAAACGUCUUCGUAAUAGCUGCAAUAAUAAUUGAGAGAAACCUUCAGAAUGUCGCCAACUACCUGGUGGCAUCGCUGGCGGUAGCCGACCUCAUGGUGGCAUGCCUCGUCAUGCCGCUGGGGGCUGUCUACGAGGUCAGUCAAGGUUGGAUAUUGGGACCUGAGCUAUGUGAUAUGUGGACUUCCAGCGAUGUACUUUGCAGCUCUGCAUCAAUUCUCCAUCUCGUUGCUAUAGCAACGGACAG
Molecule: messenger RNA, 244 nt
Organism: Leptosia nina
Lineage: Eukaryota; Metazoa; Arthropoda; Insecta; Lepidoptera; Pieridae
Source: the annotation of a GenBank genome assembly